ACGACAGGUGCAAAGAACCCCGGCUGCCUCCCUGCGACAGUGACCCGUCGCUCCUCCGUCCGUCAGUCGUCACCACCACUCCACUCCACUCGCCACUGCCCGCUCGCGCCGGCCGCCACCCCAUAAAAUCCACCCCGAACCAAAACCCCACACCGGAAUCCAACAACACAAGCAUUCACAUGCACGCGUAGGUCCCGGCCUCCGCCUGCUCCCAUCCCAACCACCGCCAUGCCUCCCCCGCUGCUCGUCUUCGCUUGCCUCGUCCUGGUCGUCCUGCUUGGCGCGCCAUGGCCGUCCGGGGCGGGGGCGAGGCCGCAGCUUUUCGCGCUGCGGGCGCGCCAGAUGCCGGCCAGGGCGCUGCCGCGGCAGCCCAGCAAGCUGCGGUUCCACCACAACGUCAGCCUCACCGUCUCGCUCGUCGUCGGCACGCCGCCGCAGAACGUCACCAUGGUGCUCGACACCGGCAGCGAGCUGUCCUGGCUGCUCUGCGCGCCGGCGGGCGGCGCCAGGAACAGGUACAACGCGACGUCCUUUCGUCCGAGGGCCUCGGCCACCUUCGCCGCCGUGCCCUGCGCCUCCGCGCAGUGCCGCUCCCGCGACCUGCCGUCGCCGCCGGCCUGCGACGGGGCGUCGAGCAGGUGCAGCGUGUCGCUCUCCUACGCGGACGGCUCCUCCUCCGACGGCGCGCUCGCGACGGACGUCUUCGCCGUCGGCGGCGGGCCGCCGCUGCGCGCGGCGUUCGGCUGCAUGGCCUCCGCGUUCGACUCCUCCCCGGACGGGGUCGCGAGCGCCGGGCUGCUGGGCAUGAACAGGGGCGCCCUCUCCUUCGUCUCGCAGGCCAGCACCCGCCGCUUCUCCUACUGCAUCUCCGACCGCGACGACGCCGGCGUGCUGCUCCUCGGCCACAGCGACCUGCCCACCUUCCUCCCGCUCAACUACACGCCCCUGUACCAGCCGGCGUUGCCGCUCCCCUACUUCGACCGCGUCGCCUACUCCGUCCAGCUCCUGGGCAUCCGCGUCGGCGCCAAGCACCUGCCCAUCCCGGCGUCGGUGCUCGCGCCGGACCACACCGGGGCGGGGCAGACCAUGGUGGACUCCGGCACGCAGUUCACCUUCCUGCUCGGCGACGCCUACUCGGCACUGAAGGCCGAGUUCACGCGACAGGCCAGGCCGCUCCUCCCGGCCCUCGACGACCCCGGCUUCGCGUUCCAGGAGGCGUUCGACACGUGCUUCCGCGUGCCCCAGGGGCGGACCCCGCCGGCGGCGAGGCUGCCGAGCGUGACGCUGCUGUUCAACGGCGCGGAGAUGGCGGUGGCGGGGGAGAGGCUGCUGUACAAGGUCCCCGGGGAGCGGCGCGGCGGCGACGGCGUGUGGUGCCUGACGUUCGGCAACGCGGACAUGGUGCCCAUCAUGGCGUACGUGAUCGGGCACCACCACCAGAUGAACGUGUGGGUGGAGUACGACCUGGAGCGCGGCCGCGUCGGGCUGGCGCCCGUCCGCUGCGACGUGGCCAGCGAGCGCCUCGGCCUCAUGCUCUGACGAGAUUUGGCGUUUACCAUCCACGGUGUAAAUUAGCAGUAGUACCUAGUACGUGCCACAUCUUUCUCCGUUGUUAGACUGAUCGAGCUGACAAGUUUGCAUGUAAAUAUGGCAAUGAACCUAUCUAUCUACUGGGAUUCUGGGAAGCUCCCUCUUCCUCCC
Molecule: messenger RNA, 1701 nt
Organism: Triticum aestivum (bread wheat)
Lineage: Eukaryota; Viridiplantae; Streptophyta; Magnoliopsida; Poales; Poaceae
Product: aspartic proteinase PCS1
Exons: 1
Coding region: 229-1539 (436 amino acids)
Biological process (GO): proteolysis
Molecular function (GO): aspartic-type endopeptidase activity
Source: RefSeq, a predicted model, not a curated record